ACCCCAGCAUUUUAGAAUCAAAACAAAGCGCAAAAAAAUAUUUUCCCGAUUGUUUCUGCAGAAAAUACGCAGUUUUAUCGAAUUUAUUCUGUUUCGGUGUCCACAAAACGGCUUCAAGAUUGAUUCCUCAAUAAUGGUGUCCACUCGGGGCCAUAAGUACAAGUUUAUGGAUGGGGAGAAAGUGCUCUGUUACGAACCGGACCCCACAAAGGCGAAAGUGCUGUACGAUUCCAAGGUUUUAGAUGUUUCCGAGGGUAAAGACAAACGAGGAAGACGCGUGAUUGAGUAUCUUAUUCACUUCCAAGGAUGGAACUCUUCCUGGGACCGUAAGGUCAGUGAGGACUUCCUCCUUAAGGACACCGAAGAGAAUCGCCAGUUGCAGAAAGAUUUGGCGGAAAAAUCGCAGCUUUAUCAAGGUACUUAUUUGUAUCGUAAAGAACGUAAAAAGCAAAGAGAGAAAAGUUUAACGGCACGCAUCGAAAGUUUGACGGCAAGUACUCAGAAAAUGCCGAAUCUGGCCUCUUCUGAAGAUGGCAGCUCCUGCAGUAACGGUUUCGGUCGAGAAGAGACAGAUUUCACUACUACUACUACUACUACUAUUGACGCAAAUUUAGACCCUGAUACGGAAUACUACAGCAGCUCCGUGGAAAGCAAUCACGAAGAGGAAAAGGUUUAUGUUCAAUUUGGUGACAAACUGAAGCGACUGCUUGAGUUUGAUUAUCGAAUGAUAGCGCAGAAUAAUCUUAUCGAAGUUCCGGCUCAGCUUCCGAUCGUUACAAUCCUGGAGAACUUUGUGCGGCACUAUACAAUUCGGCAGCUGUUCGAGAUUGGUCAAGAACAGACGAAGCUGCGCCGGCGAAAUAGUUCUUUCAUGAGAGGAGAUCAAAAAACAAAAGACUACGAAGCAAUUCGUACAAACAUUGAACUUUGCAAGGAGGUGGCCGACGGUUUACGGUUGUACUUUGACUUUACUCUGAAGGAUUAUUUGCUCUAUCCACAAGAGCGACAGCAGGCCGAGUUGGUUCUCUCGCCUGAGUAUUUGAAUAAUUUCACUUACGUUGCGUCACCUAGUUUCUCACUGGAUUUGUUAACCACACGAUUGGAAUCUCCGGUCGUUGAUCCUGCUAUUGAUCACGCUGAAGCAGCGAUAUCUAGUGCUGGUUUGACAGCUGCUCAGGAAGAGAAGAAACGGCGGCGAUUGCGUUCGCACAAGAAUGAGGAAAAUGAAUUUAUGCUCGAUUUAAGUUCGAUUAAACCGGAAACACUAACGCCAGGGGCACCACAGGCACUAGCUUAUUCGCUACUGAAAGCUUCGUUUCGUUCGAGCAUCACAAUUUCAUUCCAAACUAAGGAAAUUCUAGAUGAUUCUUUCGCGUGGAAAAUUCUGCCAUCGGAUGCCCCAGCCGAGCCGUCGAUGAUUUACGGUGCAACUCAUCUAGCGCGGCUAAUCGUGAAACUGCCGGAGUUUCUUUCGGCUACAGCCAUGGCGGACGAGAAUCUAAAGCUACUGCUCAAGUUCCUCGACUGUUUUGCCGAAUUUAUCGAAGAACACGACGAAUGGUUUGGCAGGGAGAUGUACAUCGACAAGGCUGGUCUGGUGGAUUUGGUUAAACUGGAGGAGGGUAUGCAGCUGGCUAUGGGUUCGAGUGAGCUGAGCUGCAUUCAGAUUAAGGAAGAAGAUCUGGAGCUGCACGAUGUUGGCAUAAUGGCCGGACCAUUGCUGUCCGAUGUGAAGGUGGAAUCAGCGUCAUUGAUACCUUGAAUAAAUUUUAAAAUAAGUGGUAUUGCUAUCAA
Molecule: messenger RNA, 1794 nt
Organism: Wyeomyia smithii (pitcher-plant mosquito)
Lineage: Eukaryota; Metazoa; Arthropoda; Insecta; Diptera; Culicidae
Gene: msl-3
Product: male-specific lethal 3 homolog
Exons: 4
Coding region: 134-1762 (542 amino acids)
Biological process (GO): regulation of DNA-templated transcription; chromatin organization
Cellular component (GO): MSL complex; nucleus; NuA4 histone acetyltransferase complex
Source: RefSeq, a predicted model, not a curated record